This is a messenger RNA of Topomyia yanbarensis, 1026 nucleotides long. RefSeq lists its product as uncharacterized. Bases 1 to 1026 code for a protein of 341 amino acids. The record is from RefSeq and is a predicted model, not a curated record. Lineage: Eukaryota; Metazoa; Arthropoda; Insecta; Diptera; Culicidae. The transcript has a single exon.
AUGUAUCGCCAGGUCUGGGUAGCAGAAGAAGACCAACCACUGCAGAGAAUGUUAUGGCGAAACUCACCUUCGGAACCGCUUCGUACAUACGAACUUACUACCAUCACAUACGGUACAACGACCGCUCCGUACCUAGCGACACGCUGUCUACAACAAUUAGCAAACGACGAAGCAGUUUAUUUCCCGCUUGCUGCUCCCGUAAUCAAGAAAGGAUUCUACGUUGAUGAUUUGCUGUUUGGUUUCGAUUCACUGGAGGAAGCAACAGCAGCAUCUAAUGAAACGUCGCAGAUGUUGGCGUCAGCAGGUUUCGUUCUUCGUAAAUGGUCUUCGAAUCACUCAGAGAUCCUCGCACAAUUUCCCGAUGACUAUCGAGAGAAGUCAGCGAUCUUAGAAUUAGAUCGCUCUGCGCCAGUAAAGGCACUCGGCUUACUGUGGAAGCCAGAGUCCGACGAGUUUCUCUUCAAGAUUCCGGAGUGGCCUGAGCGACCAACAUCGACCAAGCAAAUUAUUCUAUCACACGUGUGCAGCUUAUUCGAUCCGCUGGGACUCAUAGGUCCAGUAGUAGUUCUCGCUAAGAUGCUUAUCCAGACACUUUGGCAUCGUAACAUUGGAUGGGAUGAUCUGAUACCACACGAUCUUCACGAUAAAUGGACUGAGAUUGCUCGUCAGCUUCCCCUUCUCAAAGAUCUCACGAUUCCUCGUUUUCUACUCACUAAUAAUGUUGCAUCCCUUCAAUUACAUGGUUUCGCUGACGCAUCGCAGCGUGCCUAUGGCGCUUGCAUCUACUUCAGUUCUGUUUCCAGCUCCGGUACUAUAACGUCGCGCUUGAUGGCUGCUAAGUCUCGAAUUGCCCCCUUGGAAAAACGUCGGCCCACGCUUGCGCGAUUAGAGUUAUGCGCAGCGCUGCUUCUGGCGAAUCUGCAGAGAAAGGUCGUGAGGUUCAUUGUCCGAUCUACCUAUGGUCUGAUUCUACGAUCACACUCCACUGGAUUUCUGGUCAGCCUUCGUCAUGGAACAGCUUUGUAG